GACAUGGGUAAAGCAUUCUUUAGCGAGAGUUAUGGAAUUCUUUUAAAUUGCCAUGAGAAUUUUUAUGAGUUCAAAAAAGUAUUUGAUUACUGUGAGAGAUAUCAGGAUCAAAGUUUACCACUUGGUGAGAGGUUGCUCGCCUAUGCAUUCAUUGAGUGUAUAGGUAAUAAUUGGGUUCGAGUAGAAGAAGGAAUGCAUGUUAGCGGGCAUUUCUAUGUUUAUAAGAUUAUCGGAGGAGUUAGUAAACCACGAGCUAAAGAAAUAUACUCCAAACUUGUUGAUUGUGUUAAAAAUAUGUGGGAAACAAGAAUUCUUAGCAAUGGUAAAAAUGAAGUUAAUGGGUUUACAUUGAAACAAAAAACCCAUUCACGCACAUGGAGUAUCUCAACAUACACAAGUGUCAACUUUUUUGAAAGCCGUAUCACAGAAUACAGUACUAUCCAUGAAAUCGAAUACAAUGAUAGGGUUUUUGAUAAUU
Racocetra persica is the source of this 478-nucleotide messenger RNA. The record is from the annotation of a GenBank genome assembly. Lineage: Eukaryota; Fungi; Glomeromycota; Glomeromycetes; Diversisporales; Gigasporaceae.